Messenger RNA from Serpula lacrymans var. lacrymans S7.9, 1683 nucleotides. RefSeq lists its product as uncharacterized. Bases 233 to 1552 code for a protein of 439 amino acids. The transcript has 5 exons. Gene Ontology annotation, molecular function: carbamoyl-phosphate synthase (glutamine-hydrolyzing) activity. Gene Ontology annotation, biological process: L-glutamine metabolic process; L-arginine biosynthetic process; 'de novo' pyrimidine nucleobase biosynthetic process. Lineage: Eukaryota; Fungi; Basidiomycota; Agaricomycetes; Boletales; Serpulaceae. The record is from RefSeq and is a predicted model, not a curated record. Gene Ontology annotation, cellular component: carbamoyl-phosphate synthase complex; cytoplasm.
AUUGCAAAAAUUUUAUAAAAGCCUUCCUUGAUCAGCUACUUUGCACUCAUCGCAAAGUAAAUUACAGUUUUACUCCACCGCCUGCUCGAGCGCAUCAUCGUUUUCAAUUGAGCUUUUAGCUCGUACAUGACUUUCACUCAAAACACUCGGGACGAUUAUCUCAGUGACCUCGUAUUCUCUCUCCUCAACUUGUGAUCGCCUUUACACCAGUCGUAACAUCUAAAAAAUCAUUAUGUUAUCUCGAACAUUCAUUCGCGCCCCUCUUUUCUCCCGGGGCUUAGCAACUCAUGCUGGCCCAUCGACAGCAUUGCCCGCUGUGUUGCACCUCAAAACAGGCCAGUCAUUCUCAGGUCGGUCGUUUGGCGCGCCCCGCAGCGUGUUUGGAGAAACAGUUUUCUCUACAUCAAUCACAUCAUACACCGAGUCGAUGACUGAUCCCUCCUAUCGGGGUCAGAUCCUGGUAUUCACCACCCCCCUCAUUGGAAACUACGGUGUGCCUUUAAACAGAGCCCCAGUUGAUGGACGGGAUGUCGGCGUUCUUCUCGAAUCGAAUGGCGUACAGUGCACUGGAGUAGUAGUCGCUGAUGUCGCUGAGAAAUUCUCCCAUCACAGUGCGGUGGAAUCAUUAGCGUCUUGGUGUCGCCGCUUCAACGUGCCUGGUAUCACUGGCGUUGAUACUCGGGCCAUCACACGACUUCUGCGUGAUCAGGGGACUACUCUUGGCCGUCUCGCUGUUGGCGCUGAUGUUUCUGCUCCAAUGCCAUCACCUGAGCAGUACUGGAACCCGAGUGCAGAGAAUCUCGUUGAUCAAAUAUCCACUAAAGCACCAUACGAACUAAACCCCACUGGCGAUGUGAAAAUUGCUGUUCUUGAUUUCGGUGCCAAGGCCAACAUUCUACGGGCUUUAGUCCGACGAAAUGCGGCCGUUACAGUUCUACCCUGGAACUACAACUUCAACGCCGUUCGUGACAAAUUUGAUGGGUUAUUCCUGUCUAAUGGCCCCGGUGACCCCUCAAAAUGUAUGGAUGCAGCCGUAAUUCUGCGCAAGACUAUUGCGGAGUGGGACAAGCCUAUUUUCGGUAUUUGCAUGGGUCACCAGAUCAUUGGCAUGGCCAUUGGUCUGGAUGCGUAUCGUAUGACCUUUGGUAACCGUGGACAUAACCAACCUGUAUUGGCAUUGGCAUCUUCUGGUUCGAUUAAGGCUGGGAGGGUGUAUGUCACGAGUCAGAAUCAUCAGUACGCCUUGAAGUUGCAGGAUCCUUUCCCUCAAGGAUGGGAGCCUUCCUUCAUCAACUGCAACGAUUCUUCAGUUGAAGGUAUCAAGUCCACGGAAGAGUCAGGUAAAAAGGUCUGGGGGGUACAGUUCCACCCUGAGAGCUGUGGCGGUCCUCUUGACACCAUUGAGAUGUUCACCGACUUCGUUACGGAGUGUCGGGCCCACAAGGCGUUAGUGGCCGCCGAAGAUGAAGUCAUGGUGAAUGCUUCUGCAAAAGCAACGCCUUUCUUUGAGACUAUUCGUGCGCAACCUGCUGCAGUAGCUGCUAUGGCAUAAAAUUAGGGUGGUACAUUGGCACUCAUGGGACGUUGACUGAUUUAUUUUCGUGUAAUCUGUAUCUGCGAUAUUGUGUAUCAUGCUGUAAAUUACUGGAUAGAUGGAAUUGAUACUUGCUGAAAAUCAAAAAA